Bombus pascuorum is the source of this 2061-nucleotide messenger RNA. Its product is annotated as probable cytochrome P450 12a5, mitochondrial. Gene Ontology annotation, molecular function: iron ion binding; monooxygenase activity; heme binding. Lineage: Eukaryota; Metazoa; Arthropoda; Insecta; Hymenoptera; Apidae. The record is from RefSeq and is a predicted model, not a curated record.
UCGGGGCCUAACAAACUGCGGUUUAAAAUGCAACGAUUAUUACCACGUUUAAUGUCGAUUUCUCGACAAUAUUCGGUGAUGAAGAUGUCGAAACCUCUGGGAGCCAGCGAGAGUCAGAAAUGUCUCGAUAUCGACACUUCCGAUCUUCUCUGUAAGUAUUUUGAAGAUACUGUCCUCCUUAGGUUAUCAAUAUUUUUCUGCAUUUUAGCUGCAUCCAUGACUCAAUCACGAGCAGCUUCUGUCGUCAACGAGUCUUUACGCGCAGAUGCGAUUCCUCUGCUGGAUCAAACGGCCGCAGAAGUUUCAACUACUACGUUCGAGGUGACCACAUCGAAGAUCGAGUCGCAGAUUAUCGGUGAUAAGACGCCAUUGCCAUUCGAGGAGAUCCCUGGACCGGCGAUUUUGAAGAUCUGGGAGAAAUAUUGGAAAUACGUGCCGCUCCUCGGUACGCAAGUGCUUUCCAGUCUGCUAAUCAACAGAUUCACCCAGGGACGACUGACGUGGAAUCGCAAUGUAACACCCUUAAAAUAUUUAUUCAACGAAUACGGUUGUAUCGUAAGGAUUAACGGACCUCUUUCAGGAGACAUUGUCAUGAUUCACAGACCAGAACACAUAGCAGAGGUUCUUAAGCAGGAAGGCGAUACGCCUAUAAGAAGCGGAAUCGAUAUUCUACAACAUUAUCGACUGAACUAUCGUAAAUAUCGUCUUGCAGGGCCGUUUUCUAUGCAAGGUACGGAAUGGUUAGAAGUGAGAGAAAAGGUGGAGCAAAUAUUCGGUCAAAUUGCCCCAAGCUUUUUUGGGAAGAUCGAUACGAUUUGCGACGAAGUUAUUACUAGGAUAUACAAAAUACGUAACAGACAAAAUGAAGUGCCUGCUAGUUUCCACGAAGACAUGAUUCGCUGGGCCAUGGAGUGUUUUUACGACGUAACAUUUAACAAGCGCCUCGGCUUUUUGGAGUCACCAGGCUACAAUCCGACGUCCGAAACGUCAAGAAUUAUUAACGCCUUGUUAACAGCUCACAAGUACAUGAGCCGCUGUGAAACUGGCUUUCAAGUGUGGCGAUUUUUCUUGACUCCAUUCGCCAAGAAGCUCUUCGAAGCUUGUGACGUGCUCGAUAAUGUCAUAGGAAAAUAUGUCCGCCAAGCUCAAAGUAAACUUCGAAUUCGCAAAUCCCAUGCAGAGAAAAGUUUAAUGGCUGAGGAUAGUUCACCUGUUUUGGAAAAGCUUCUCGUGAACGAAGGUAUUCAUCCAGACGACAUUUGUACGUUGCUGAUGGACAUGAUCAUUUUAGGUGUUCAAGCGACGGCAAACUCCGAGGCGUUCGUAUUAUAUAAUUUGGCGAAGAAUCCACGGACUCAAAGAAGACUCUACGAUGAAAUUACCUCUGUUUUGCCAAAUAACGAUGCUCCUUUCACGGAAAGAACAUUGAAAAAUAUGCCAUAUCUGAAAGCUUGCCUUCAAGAAACUUUAAGACUACACCCUGCUAUCCCCUACAUCACUAGACUGUUACCAAAAACCAUACAUCUUCAUGGAUAUACGAUACCUAAAGGGACAUUCGUCAUAAUGGCAAAUCAAAUUACUUCGCAACGCGAGGAGAACUUCGAGGAUCCGUUAAAAUUCCGGCCAGAAAGAUGGUUGUCUAAUUGUGCAAAAGAAGAUACAGACUUCAGCUAUUUACCUUUUGGAUAUGGUGUGAGAUCAUGUUUAGGGAAAAGUAUGGCUGAAAUACAAAUGAUGCUACUGACAGCAAAGCUUGUACGACAAUUCAGAGUUGAAUAUGAUUAUGCUGACAUCAAAAGCAAUUUUAUGAUGGUGAAUGUACCCAAUAAGCCACUUCGUUUCCGUUUCGUGAAUAGAUAUUAGUCUAUACGAUAAUAAUCAAGCACUAGUUACUGCAAAGAACCGCAUAGAUAGGAAUAUAUUAUAUUUCUUGUUAUUAAAUCAACACUUCGAAUACAGCGAGGCAUAAUUUAGACUAAAUAACAGUAGUUGUGAUUUAUCGUACAUUUUUAUUGGACAUUCAUUACGUCAAUAGAAAAAAUAAAAUAUUGUUAGAAAGGA